UUUUGACAAUUGCUCUUUCGCUCAUCCCAUUCCCGUCAGAACACUACUGAUCUCUGAAGCAGAGUAGCGCCCUGCCGCCAGGCCUCUUUUUGCUCCGCGCCUCUUCAGCUGAGAAUCUUGAUGAAUUUUUUCUAGGAUUCUUUAUUUUAUCGUUAAAGUUAGAAUGGAAGAGGGGUCAGAUAGAAUCGAUCUGCAAGUGAAAGGGCUGAGCCUUAUCGAUUUUUCAAACGAGAAUGAUGCCCUAAUCCUCAAUUCGUCUCCUUCGCCUCUUUCUGCUAGCCGUUUCUCCCUUCACAAUCACCAAUCUUCAGAAAAGCAGGAGGAGCCCGAUACUUUUGAGUCGUUAGGAUCAUUCAUUGCUGGAAAAGAAGCAGGUGUGACUCCCGGCAGUGAACUGGAUGACCAAUUGCCUGACCUGAAUGAGUCCUCCGAACCCAGUAGAGCUAGCAGAAAGGGGAAGUGUAACUUGCGCAAGAGUCUAGCAUGGGAUAAUGCCUUCUUCACAAGCGCCGGUGUUCUAGACCCUGAGGAGUUAUCUUGCAUGAUUAAAGGUGCCGAGAAGAUUGAAAUGCAAAAAUUACCAGGAAUUCAAGAGGACAUGCAAAGAUCUACUGAUUCAAUCUCUACCUUGGGGAGUGAAGAUUUGACGCUGGAAAACUUUGAGGCCGAGUUGUUUGAGGAUAUUAGAGCCUCUAUUCAGAAAUCAAGUAAAGCAUAUAAUACUACGAAUGCAAACUGCAAGAUCACCUCAGGGGAAAGCCAAGCUGUUACUUCAAUGAAGAAGAUGAACCUUGCUUCUCAAAAUCAGAAACCUGUUGGGAUAUCAAAAUCUCAGACAAAACAAACUCUUAGGUUGCAAAGCACAGCAAAAGCAGUAAAGCAAGAUUCUGUUUGUUCACAACCAGCACAGGCUGUUAGAAAUGGCAGCUCAAAUCCAACACUUUCUAAGCCACCCUCAGUAAUCAACAAGACUGUUAGAAAUGGCAGUUCAAAUCCAACACUUUCUAAGCCACCCUCAGUAAUCAACCAGGUAAAACCCAUAUCAACAUCAACAGAAAAAGGGGCCUCUUUGGCUGCCAGUCAAGCCAAUAAGCUUGGAAAUACUAAGACAACAAUUGGCACCGUUGCUGGUAAAGGGGUUCAGGCAUUAAAGGCGACCAUCAUCAGUGGUCCUUGCAGGGUGCUGCCAAAGUCUUCGUCCUCCUCCAGUUCUGCUUCAAACUCAACCAAGAUUAAAUCUGCAACAACCUCCACGGUUGAUAGUUCUGGAAAUGUGUCAUCCAAUAAUCUUGGUAAAUCUCAUUUAGAGGCUGUUCGAAGAAAGAUUGGUGAAAGAACUUUGAAACCACUUCCCUCUGGUUCGGUGCUCAAAACCCCAUUAAAAACUGCUAAGAGAACCUGUGGAAAUUCUGCUGUCUCAGCAUAUCUGAUGUCUUCCAAGAUCUCUCCAAGCAUAUCACCUGCUAGUUCUAUCAGUGAAUGGUCCUCAGCUUCUUCAUCUUCUUCAAGUACAAUCAAUCAGAGGUCCAAUACAUCAAGGACUAGCUUUGAUGCUAAUUCUUGCAGAUCUUUGGACAAUGACACCAUUCCUUUGCAUAAUGAUUCAAAUAAUCAGAUCAUAGAACAACAUGGGAAUGAGGAAAUUGUGAUACAAAAUGGAGGUCCAAGGAAAUCCUCCUCACAAGCUGGCACUCUUUCUCAUUCUGCAAGACCAUCAGGCCUGAGAAUGCCGUCCCCAAAAAUUGGAUUUUUUGAUGGGGUCAAAUCAGUUCGUACACCCAGUGGGACCGUGCAAUCACAUGCAAGCCUAGGAGCUUUACCUAAGGUGGAAGCUGCUGUACCCAGUCCGAGUAGGAGCUCCAACAUGAAGCCGAAGUUUGGGAAACUUUCACACGUCAGAACAGUAUCAGCUUUAGUGAGAGUAAACCCUCAAGAAUUGUCUUCUCCAAUGUCCAUGAGAGAGAAAUCACUUGGUGUUUCGCACCCCACAAGCAAUGUAGAAGGUUCUUCUAUGUCAUCUAUUAAAGUCGGUGAUGAAAUAAGUGGAGGAAGCUGCUUGAAGGUUGAGGAAGUUGGAUGUGAAGAAUUACAAGAAGCUAAUCAAGUUGUAGCCAAUGCUUUUGGGGAAGUCAUCAUGCAUGAGAAUUGUGGUGUUCCAUCCCUUCAGGAGAGUGAAAUAAGUUUGGACAGGGAUGGAGUUGCUGGCUCAAAGGCUCACAAGAUUUUUGGCAUGAGUGGAACUCGUGAUCCAAAUACUACUGAUUGGGAAGGAAUUUUGAUGCCAUCCAAGAAAGCUGGUGAAGAUACAAGAGAUAGCGAAGGUGAACUUUUGAGUAUUUUACCUGCGGUAUCGGGAAGUGACGAGAAAGAAAAUGUUCCUUUGGCAGAACAUGUAGGGAAAUGACCUAAUCAUAAACAUCUAUGGCCUUGAUGAUGGAAAAUUGAAUGAUAUACAAGAGCUCAUUCAAUCCUUUUUCCCUUAAAAGAUCAGAAAAAAAUUUCUUGAGUAGGAAGCUUGUCGUAUGGAAUUCUGCUGUACCAACAUUUAUUUUCUUGAACAUCUGCUUUACAGAAGUUAGCAGCCAAGUUUUGAAUCUGUAAUUAAACGUCAAUCUUGACAGUAA
Molecule: messenger RNA, 2624 nt
Organism: Coffea eugenioides
Lineage: Eukaryota; Viridiplantae; Streptophyta; Magnoliopsida; Gentianales; Rubiaceae
Exons: 9
Coding region: 164-2404 (746 amino acids)
Molecular function (GO): microtubule binding
Source: RefSeq, a predicted model, not a curated record